Molecule: messenger RNA, 947 nt
Organism: Gadus morhua (Atlantic cod)
Lineage: Eukaryota; Metazoa; Chordata; Actinopteri; Gadiformes; Gadidae
Product: keratin, type II cytoskeletal 2 oral
Exons: 4
Coding region: 164-745 (193 amino acids)
Source: RefSeq, a predicted model, not a curated record
CUGAUAACGCCACAGGGAGGCACCGAAAAACACACGGAUUGCUCAAGCCUGGAAGUUUCACCGAGGUGGCUCAAUAGUCAACAGCCUCCUAUAUAAGAACCGCUCAGGCUCUCGUUCUCCACCAGUUGAGUUCGGAAUUGUUCAGCACAAAGCCAAACUGAAAAUGACGACUCAGAUGAGAUUGUUGUGCUUCGCUGCGGUUACCUUACUGGCUGAGGCUCAGAUGAUCCCGGACCCCUUCAUCUUUCCUCUGAAAAACUUCCGCCCCCUGCUGGACCAGCUUCGGGUUGAAACUGUCUAUCCAGAGGGUGUGGACCUGUCCACCAUGUCAGUGAGAAAAAUGACAUUCCCUGCACAAGAGUUAGACUGCAGCCAAGUGAACACUUCCAUGCCCGGACAGCAAUGUCCACUUAAGGAAAACGGGAAAAUGAUGAAUUGCAAUUUCACCCUGAGCUACAUAAACCAAGAUGCUGACAUUCAAGGCUUUCAGUUCAACUGUGAUGCUGCAAUCAAGGAGGCAACCCUGACCAGAGUGAGAAGGAGCAGGUCUGGCCGUGGAUCAGGAAAAGGGGGCCGUGGCGGAUCUAGGGGGUCCAGUGGGUCCAGAGGCUCCAAGGGACCCAGUGGGUCCAGAGGCUCCAGUGGGUCCAGAGGCUCCAAGGGAUCCAGGGGAGGUCGUUCAGGGCGUGGUUCUACCAUCGCCGGAAACGGAAACAGAAACAACGGCGGAACGCGUACAGCAUAAACUGACUAUAGCUAAACCUGCUUUAGGUCAAGGGAAAAGGUAGCAGCGCAUUGGCUUGAGCCUGUCUCACUUAUUUUCUUGAUUUGUUGCAUUUUCAAAUAGUCAAGAACUUGUUUUGUUUGUUCACUUCCUUUUUAUAGAUUUGAUUGUUCACCCAUAAAGUAUCUAUGUUUUCAUAAUAAAAAAACAAGUGCAAACUAUA